This is a messenger RNA of Leopardus geoffroyi (Geoffroy's cat), 7509 nucleotides long. RefSeq names its product neuropeptide Y receptor Y1 (gene NPY1R). Gene Ontology annotation, biological process: G protein-coupled receptor signaling pathway. NCBI's taxonomy places the organism in Eukaryota, Metazoa, Chordata, Mammalia, Carnivora, Felidae. The record is from RefSeq and is a predicted model, not a curated record. Gene Ontology annotation, molecular function: neuropeptide Y receptor activity; neuropeptide binding. Bases 5127 to 6275 code for a protein of 382 amino acids. The transcript has 5 exons. Gene Ontology annotation, cellular component: neuron projection; plasma membrane.
UUUUUUUAUUUUGGGAGAAGUUACCAGAAAGAGAAGCAACUACAAAAGCAAUGACAUGGGUGAGGGAGUUACAAUGAAAGAGUGAGCAAUUUUAUUUUUGUUUUCAUUUUAGUCUUGAGCCAAGAAAACGGAGUUGUUGAAUAAACAGGUGUUAUACUUAUAUCAUUGUGUAACAAACCUCCCAAAUUUAGUGGAAUAAGACAACAACUCACUCAUGGAAUUUAUUCUCAUGGAUUGAGUGGGAGAGCACAAUGGUGGUGGCUUGUCACUGUCACUUGGUGUUUCGGGUGUCAGCUGGGAAAACUCAGUGGGCUAGGCUGACUCAAAGCCUGGGGGCUGAAACAGCUGGGAGAGAGGAUUCACUGCUGAAAUGAGGGAUAUGGAAUUUAGGGAGUAAAUACGCUAUCAUUUUUACUUAAUUCAGAAGGAAGGAGGAGUCUAUUGAAAAUGGGAUAUGAGGUAGGAGACUAGGGGAGAAAUGUGACAAUUUGAAAUAUCUUCUAAAAGGAGAGACAUUGGAAGUCACUCAAGCCCAAGAAUUUUGGGGUGAUAUUUAAGGUUCAACGAAAGUUUUGAGUGUGUAGUUUCAAUAAUCUAUGCAGUUGCAUUAUUUUCACCUAUAUGCUAUGCUAGUAGAGAGUGGUAGCCAAGCAAUUUCCUGUGUUCAGAAGAGUCCGAUUAUACCCCAGCCCAUCUUUAGAUAUUUUUCCUCUUUGUAGAUUUAUAUGUAUCUGGAGAAAGAAAAGCAACAGCUAGACUUUAAACAAAGGAAUGAAGAAGGGAUACUUACCUAAGCAAAGUGUUGUGAAAAGGUCUAAUGUUAAGCCUGAGAUUUGGGGAGUGGGGCAAGAUGAACUGUCAGACAUACUUGUCAUAGACGAUACAAGUUUCAGAGGUGGUGUUCACACUUGUCCUUCUCACCAGCUAUUCCUACUCCAUGUCUUUGAGAGGAGAUAUGAAGUGAAUAGUGACAAAAAUCAAAACAAAUAAUAGUAACAAUGGCAAGCUCUGUUCAUUAUACCAUGUAAUAAAUACAUAAUGUGACACUUUUGUAAAAUAACAUUAUACUUCUGUUGAAUGUCUGAAGGGUGUCUGACAAGGUGAGAUCUACAGUAAAAUGUUUGGAUAUUUACUAAAUAAUUUUAAGAGUCUAGUCCUCUAUAGUCUUAUUCUGACAGAUUUAAAAAAGAUACUCUCAAUCUGUGGGCUAUGUGACUGAAUGAGAACUUUCUUGAAGUUCAUUCCCAUUUCUAAUCACGAACAAAUCCAUAAAUAUUACUUAGUUCCUCUACACAAGGAAUAUAUUGAAUUGUUUGCCUACAUACCUGUAUAGUAACAUUUUAAAGAAAAUUUUCACUCCUUUCUGCUAGUUAAGUCCCAAAAACAAUUAAUAAUUCUUAAUUAGUUAAUCCAAUGUAUCCAAUUGAAUUAAGUGAUUAUAUUGACUAUUUGAUUGUACUAACCAAUUUAGUCAAAACUCUUUACCCCCUAUAUUUCAUUGGUUUUAAGAUGAGGACUUUAUUAAAAAAAUAUUUUAGUACUCUCACUUUGAGAUUCUUGUAUAAUCGAUUGUGUGUCAUUGCUUUACUGGAAGCAUUUUCUCUCUUUCUCAGUGGUCCAUAAAAUAAUGCUGCAAUCUAUAUUCUGUGACAUCAUCGAUUCAAAUAAAUGCAAUAGGUAAGUUACAGAAAGAAGGAAAAACUGACACCUAAUUAAUGCAUAGACUAUGAACUGAUUCACCAGCAUGGUUCAUAUUAAGUUUUACCCCAGUGGAAUUUUCUCCUUACAAUAUCAUCUACAUUCUAGUUUUCCUAUGUAGUGUUAAUGCCUAUCAAGAUUUAGCUGAGCGAUAAUUUAUGACAAUUUUCCUGUAUCAAGGUCUAAUAGCAUUUUAGAAACUUUAAUUAACUCUUGGAGCAGAAAUUCAUCAAGAGACCAAUAAAGUAGUUACAAUGGAUAAAUUCCAGCAGCAGGUAGAGUGAUACACUUUUAUCUAGGCAGUCAUUGAAUCAUGCAAUUUAAAGGGCCAGACCAUUUUCUGGAUGAUAAAACUAAGGUCUACAGAGAUUUAAUGAGGAAAGCCUAUUCUUCUGUUUAAAUGACAGAACAAAAGAUUUGCCCAAGAGAACAUGAGAACAGGUCAUUAAUUUAAUUCUCCUAGUCAUGGUUUAUAGGUCAGAAUGCUAUGAAAUUUCAGAAGGCAAUACACAAAAUGGAAAACUUUCUCCCUAGCGAAGAGGUUUUAUCUAGUUUGAAUUCCAAAUAAGAAAGUAUAAAACUGGCUGUUCAUUUAAGAGUAGAAAAAGAAUUUCUUUAUUUCACACAUAUCUUCUCUUUAAUACAUCUUUUCAGGAAUUCACAUUACUCUUUAACACAUGUGUUCUGAGGAACUCAGAUUAUGUUAUUUGAAACCUUCCAUAAGAUUACAUUAUAUAAGAGGAUCUUAUGUUGCAUUAGGUUAUUAUACUAUCCUGAAUUUUUUUAUUUUACACUUUUUAAAAUUUUAUUUUAUUUUACAUUUUACACUUUGAAAAAGUACUUAGUAAAUGAUACUCCUGGAGAAUUAUACAAUUUGCUGCUGUUGGUGAGCAUUUCAAAACUUGUUUUUGCAUUACAGAAUUUGACAUAGAAAAGUCUUUGAGACCAAUGAACUUUCAAAGAAUGGUAUUUAAUAUUAAUAUUUCAAGAAUGCAGCUUUAUGAAUUUGCCUUAUGGGGGACACUUUAUGGCAAUUCAGUUAGAAAGGUAAAAUACAAUGGCCAUGUUUAUUUGGGGCAUUCUUGCAGACAUGACUUUCUUAGCAUUGUUGGGAAAUACAGAAAGGAAAGUGUCUAAUGAGUCCAGAUUGUAUUUUCAGCUCCAAAAUAUUUGCUGACAUGGCACAAAUGUUUACAUGAAAAUGUAUUCUUCAUGGAGAAUUAAAUUAUUACAUUUGUAAUUCUUGGAGCAGAAUAAAAAUAGCCAGUUUGAUGAUCAAAACCUUGGGGCAAACUUGCUUCUCAGAAUGUGACUUGAGGGAAUGGAGUAGACAGGUGAUUAGAAACCUAGAGUUAUUGCUCUUUAAAAGAAUUUAAAUUCCUAAAUUAUGCCUUAUAUUUUCAUCCUUAGUUGAAACAAAGAAAAGAAUAAAAGAAAAUAUACUUGCCAUUUUACUCUGUUUAACCAGUAGUAGGAUUUUGUAAAAUGUAUGUUCCCAUCUACUAUUGUAGUUUAUUUAUUACAUGACCACGAUAUUUUAAAUCUUGAUCAUAAUCCCUUUUCAACUAUAUAAAAAUAUGUCUAAUGACAAAUAUUUUAGAAAGAUUUCCUGGAAAAAAACCCAGAUGUUUACCACACUAUACAAAUAAAUGAGCUAUGACUUAUACUGAACUUUAAAUACUGUUUAUUUUGCCAGAGAAAGAAAACAUAUUUUAACAGUGUAAAAUUUAGGUUAUUCCCUUUGUCUUGGAAUUUUUUUUUUUUUUUUUUUUGGUUUGAAGACAGAAUGCAAUCAUAGUUGUUAUAUAACAAAACUUUUAUGCAUAUCCUAGGCAGUGUCCUGUAUCUUUAUUAGGAGCACUUUUUAUUUUUUUGGCAGCUUGAUUCGGAAGAAGUUUUAUUCAUCCUCACCAGUAAAUAAUUUGUGUGUGUGAGUGUGAGUGAAAUACACAACUUUGGUUUUUCAAAGUGGAAUACAAGUAUGUACAACAUCUGAGAUCAGUGUUAUCAGUAGUGAUCCUGAAUCACCGGGCACCAUGAUGGCUUUGCUACCGUCAAUGUACUCUGUGUACAUUCCAUUCUUUUCUUCCUAACGUUCAGUACAAGGGUAGAUUAAGCACCGAGGAAAUGGCAUUGACUUUUUGACCACCAGGGAAAUGUUCCGUUCAGCGUGCUCCCCUAUAAAAAGCAGCUAGGCACUGGGAACAAAACUAACUGCAUUUUCUCAGUGGAAAGAAAGAAGGACAAAGGCCAGGCUAGCUCAUCCGAGAUUUGCUACUUUUGCUUUUUAAGGUCUUCUCUUUGUUCGCUUUUAAAAUGGGGGCAAAAGAAACCAAAAAACAAAAAACUUUUCGGUACUGGUGUGAGAAAUAUACAAAGGUCACCAAAAAAAGCAAGGAACAUAUUAGUAACAUUGUUGCGGUGAAUUUCACAUUUCCUUUUCUCCUAAAUAACACCCCCUUUCAGUCUUGACUUGGGCCGACGCUCCAGCUUUUCAGCCGGGUAGAAGUUCGGCCACAAGAUGGCACUGACCUGCAAACAAAGGAAAACAGUGGCUCUGACUUUCUAAAGCCCUGUGACAUUGUCUUGCUUUCCUGGGAGUCCAGGACUGUGGGGAUGAGUGCUUACUUUCCUUUGCACCGUGCCUCUGUGUUUAACAACGUGUGGAUAUGUUUAAUUUCUCUUCCUUCCAGAAUUCCUAGGCAACGCACCCCCGAAGUGUAUACCCAAGCUGAGGUGUUUGUGGGGGGAGCAGCAGGCGCUACUCGCGGGGCGCCGUCACGUGAUCCGGGGAUAAGGUGGAGUUCGGCUUUAAGGGGGCGUCUCUUCCUAUCUUCAUCAAUCUUUAGGAUUUGAGCAGGAGAAAUACCAGCGGAUCUUUUCUCCCGGCUCUAUCCCUUCCAUUACCAUUCUUCCCGCUUUAAUAAACGGGCGAAAACGACGAAUCCAACAGAGGAUCGUUCAGAUUUGCCAUGCUUACCUGGGUCCUACGAAAAAAGCAUAUCUCACUAGGUGGCCCCCAGGCAGGGGGAAAUGGAAAGCUUGCUUGUCACUACCUGGACAGAGAAACAGUAUCUGUCAGUCCCAAGACUCUAGAAUGCUUUCCUGGUAAAGAGAGCAGAAAGCUGUCCAGCCCAGUACCCCACCUAUGACUAAAGACUAAGUGCUUUUCGGUAGUAACAGCACUAAGAACAGCAAGCAGUGAAAGACCAGCAUUCCAAUUGGAAAAGAUAAGGAAAUUUCCCUUUGGAAGGGGGCCAAUUUUCCAUCUGAUGAUAUUGUUCAGUUCAAGGGAGUGAAGAAUUCAGAAUAAUUUUCAUAAAUGGAUUGCAAUAUGAAGAAUAAGAAUAAGCUGAAUAUUUGAUCUGCUUUGAAGAAACAUAUUUUCCAUUUGUCUAGAAUAAUCUAUAACAACCAAACCAAUCAAAAUGAAUUCAACAUUAAUGUCCCAGGUUGAAAAUCAUUCAAUCCUAUGUAAUUUUUCAGAGAAUUCCCAGUUUUUGGCUUUUGAAAGUGAUGAUUGCCAUCUGCCCUUGGCCAUGAUAUUUACAUUAGCUCUUGCUUAUGGAGCUGUAAUAAUUCUUGGAGUCUCUGGAAACCUGGCGUUGAUCAUAAUCAUUUUGAAACAAAAGGAGAUGAGAAAUGUUACCAAUAUCCUGAUAGUGAACCUUUCCUUCUCAGACUUGCUUGUUGCCAUCAUGUGUCUCCCCUUCACAUUUGUCUACACAUUAAUGGACCACUGGGUUUUUGGUGAGGCAAUGUGCAAAUUGAAUCCUUUUGUGCAAUGUGUUUCAAUCACUGUGUCCAUUUUCUCUCUGGUUCUCAUCGCUGUGGAGCGACAUCAGCUGAUAAUCAACCCACGAGGGUGGAGACCAAAUAACAGACAUGCUUACGUAGGUAUCGCCGUCAUUUGGGUCCUUGCUGUGGUUUCUUCUCUACCUUUUCUCAUCUAUCAAGUACUGACCGAUGAACCGUUCCAGAACGUGACACUUGACGCGUUCAAGGACAAGUACGUGUGCUUUGAUAAAUUUCCAUCGGACUCUCAUAGGUUGUCUUACACAACUCUCCUCUUGAUGCUGCAGUAUUUUGGCCCACUCUGUUUUAUAUUUAUUUGCUACUUCAAGAUAUAUAUACGCUUAAAAAGGAGAAACAAUAUGAUGGACAAGAUGAGAGACAAUAAGUACAGGUCCAGUGAAACCAAAAGAAUCAACAUCAUGCUGUUGUCCAUUGUGGUAGCAUUUGCGGUCUGCUGGCUGCCUCUUACCAUCUUUAACACUGUGUUUGAUUGGAAUCAUCAGAUCAUUGCUACAUGCAACCAUAAUCUACUAUUCUUGCUCUGCCAUCUCACAGCAAUGAUAUCCACUUGUGUCAACCCCAUAUUUUAUGGAUUUCUGAACAAAAAUUUCCAGAGAGACUUACAGUUCUUCUUUAACUUUUGUGAUUUCCGGUCUCGGGAUGAUGACUAUGAGACAAUAGCCAUGUCUACCAUGCACACAGAUGUUUCUAAGACUUCUUUGAAACAAGCAAGCCCAGUCGCAUUUAAGAAAAUCAACAAUGAUGAUAAUGAAAAAAUCUGAAACUGCUCUAGCAUAUGGCCCCAGAUGACACCUGUCUAAAAACAAGCACAACCCACAACAAUACUUUUAUUCCCCCAAGGAGUGAGGUUGUAAUCAUUUAAGAAAGACCAAGAUUUGUUUGUCUUGCUUUUUACCGCUUUAAUUGUAACUGUCAUAAUUAAAUUCGGACAAAAUGUAUGGACUUUGGAAUUUUCUGACAUUAGUUUGACCAGACAUCCUUGAAGUGCUUUUUGUAAACGUAUGCAUAUAAUACAAAGACUUUUAUAUUUGACUUGUUGGAAUAAAAUUGCUUUAAAGGACUACUACUGACUGACUUUAGAAACACGGUAUCUAAUACGCAUUAGAUUGGGCUAUCCCUAUUUGAUUAGGUUACACGGUCAAUAGAUUGGGCAAUCCUGAUGUAAUGAUAGACAUUUCAGUCUGUUACAGAGGUGACAGCAAAAACAGCAUUCGAGAUGUGGAGCCGAGUCUCUGUCUUACAUACCUACAGUCUGAAGUCAUUGAAGAGUGAUUUGCAUUUUUUUUUAAAUUUAAGACAGGAUUUAAUUUGCUCCUGAUUUAUCACUUAAGAUAAAAAUGCAUAAAAAUACUUCUCAGCUGUGAAUAUCAUGGGGAAUUGGGCCACCCACAAGAAUUAAGUGGGAAAGCAGUUCUCUAACUUCAAAACUAUUUUGGUACCUGACAACCAAAGGGUUUCAGAGCAAUUAAUUUAACAAGCAAACUAGUAGUGCAGCAAAUAGUUGAAUUAUAUUCAUCUGAAUUGUUGGUCAAGAGGUUUUCCAUUCUUCACAAACUGUUCAGUGUUUGUCCUAGCCUAAAUACAUAUGUGGCUUAAAGGUAUUUCCAGCUUUCGAUAUGUAAAAACACAGAGUGUAUUUUCCAUACAUCAGUGCCUAUAUAGUAACUCAUUUUUAACUUUUUCAAUGUCCGUUUUUCAAAGGAGGACACCAAAGUAUAAUGUUAAAAGAAUGUUCACCCUGGCUGGCAGGGAUAAAUACCUGAAAACUGAGAACACUUCAUAUAGCCCAUUUUAACUUGUAUAAACUGUGUGCCUUGUGUAGUCUUGUAAAUAAAGUACUGUAUAGAGUACUAAGUGGUUGUGUUAUAUUAAUACACUUAAUUUCAUGCAUCCUGUAUUCAUGAUUGAGCCUCAGAGUCAUUUGGAGAGAAGAUAUUUUAAAGAACAAGAUACAACUUCAGUGUAUUAUAAACGUAUUAAAUGUGUUUGAUUUUA